AUGUCUAAAGAAAACAAAAUGGGGAAAGAGAAAUCGUUUGGCAUACUGGACACAGAUUUUACCCUUCGCAAGUCAAUUGAGGUAAAUCUUUCUAAGGGGCUGUUAGCACGCACACUCCAUGGUUUUUACGUUCAGUUCAACUUUCAGUUCAGUUAAACAGUUUAACUGACUAAGUUUCUUCGUUGCUAAAUUAAACUUAUUUAUGGGCUUCAUUGAAAAAAAAAUAUUAACCUAGAACUGCCAAAAGAAUAAAUAUCGCACUUACAAUUCAUUAUUGUAUGUUAUCCUUUUGUUAGGAGUAUCACUCGAAACUAAGUCAAGCAUUCAGGUAAGUGAAGGAAAAAUCCAACUCGUUAUUAAAAGCCGAACACAUAUGGGGAGAUUAUAUUCCUAUAUUCCUAUACUUAUAAGAAGUUCUGAAAUGAGAAUGAGCGAGUACUAUGGUGUGUUUACUGUAUUAACUUCUACAAAUCGCAUAUUAGUUGGGAACAUCCAUAACUGUUGCGCGAAUUCUUCAACCUUGCCAUUUGCUAGUAGUAGUCCCCGAACCAUGACAUUAAAGGAACCCGCAAAACACUAUGAUUUCCUGAACAGGAGAGGAAAGACAGGAACUCGAACUAUCAGGUCUCCUACAUCUGAGGAACUGGAAAACUAAGCUACUUGUCAUAGUUCCCUGUCUUUGCGAUGUAGGAAUGAAAAAUUCCCUUCGACUUCAUAUCUUACCCAUUGCAGUUGACUGGUCUGUAUUUCUCACCGGCUCAGUUUUUAAAGUUAAAGUACUCUGCCACCUACUGUGUAACAGUACUUCUCCUGCAUGUCUUGUUCAGCACUGGUUUCCCCGACGUUUCUUCAAGUUUCCUCAACAGGCCAGUCAUAAUUUUGGUCGGAGAGAACAGGCCAAGGGCGUAUCUUAGUAGGGGGAGGAGGCUGGGGCGCCCGUGACCCUUCCGUUUGUGAAGCAUUCAGCCCCUAAAAUGCAAGAGGGCGAAACACACAAAUCCAAAAACUUUUCAGAGCGUAAAUCUUUUCCACUGCCUUUCGCCGAAAGAAAACAAGCCUGCUAGGUAAAGCUGAGGAAAAUCCUUCUUUACGCGUAAGGCGCGCGAAACUCGUAACCGUGUCCCACUUUUUGAAAAACUUCUCAACAUAGCUACACCCUAAGAGAACUUUCUGAGAGUAAAGUGGCUUGCCUACGAAAACAAAACAGUGAUUCAGCUGGGACCCGAGUCCAAACGACUCACAACAUCCCUAGUCCGUCACAAUCUCCACUAGGCUGGGCGUCUCCCACAACAGCUUAUUAAUACUUUAAAAAUAAUAUUAUUAUUAAAUAUUAAAGAGACCUUUCUUUCCUUCUGUAGUAGCUCUGACAGUAUAGCUGGAGAAAGCACUAUGAGUAAACCGAAGUCGUUCGAAAUAGGAAAAGCUCAUUUUACUCUCGACAAACCGAUUGAGGUAUGCCCUCAUUAUUAUUCGAAGCAGUUCUUUGGUUGUUCUUCCUUGGAUUAUACAUCAACUUCUUCUUCUAGUAUAUCUGGAGAACUUUAUGUCGCAUGAUGUUAAUUUUUGUCUUUUAUUUUCCCUUAGCGAUUUACCUCAAUUCAAAGUCAAAUCUCUAGGUGAGUCAUAAUAAUAUAUAGAUUUAGCCAAGCCUAAAAGCGGAGCUCACAUUUUUUUCUUCCCAUACGUCUCAAGGGCACAACGCCUUGCCCCGGCCAGGACUAGAACCCGGGUCGUCCGACUCGGAGCCCAGUGCACGGACCACUGGACUACUGAACAAAGCCGUGGCGUUGGCGUGCCCGCGGUACAGUUGACCACGCAUGUUAAAAGUAGCACCUUGUAAGGUCGUACGGUCGCACGGUCGUACGGUCGUACAUCCAAAUUUUUUCGGCUUGAUGGGUUGCUACUAUUUUGUAUAAUUAUGGGGCUACGCUCUGCGAGCUCCGCUAUAAUUCAAAGUUUAUAAAUACCAUAAUAUAUAUAAUAAUUAUAAGUACUACUGAUGGUAAUUGACAUAAAAUUUAAACUGUACAUCCGUGCUCCCCUCUGUUAGUAAAGAUCUACUCGUGUUCUAUCACAAAUGCUGCAGUCUCAUUGGCUGGACUACUCGUUAUCUAGUCCUUAAUAGCCAGUGAGUUAGGUGACUAGCAUGUGAGAGUGAAUCAUUUUUAAACACGAGUCUGUAUAUUUGUCAAGUUCUCAGCAAAAAUUAAGUUUAUAUUAAAACCAAAAUAAUAUAUUCGUUAAAAUGUUGGCUCAUUUAGAGUGCCCUUUUCCGUAAUGGCUUCCUGACAAAUGUUCUUGGUUUCGUCUAUUGAUGUGGAAAUUGUUGCCGAAGAGUCCAAAGAAGCUCAGAUGCAGGGAAAAAUUUUCCAUUCAAGAGCAAGAGUUUAAAAUCUUCCCAGUUAUUAUCUUUUCCUUACAUAUCCUGCAAUAAAUUAAUUCCAGGCACAUCUUUGAAUAAACCCGCUGACUACUUUCCUUUGUGGGCAACCAUAAUCGGUUAACUAUUUAUUCUUCUUUUGAUAUCAUACAUUGUAGCACUGGAGUUGAAGCUAAAGGAGGCGGUAGGCUAGGAGCGGAAUCACUGGACCUAGGCGCAACACAUUUUUCUCUUGACAAACCGAUUGAGGUAUGCCAUUAUUGUAGCAAAUUUGAGAUUAUUCAGUUGAAGCCUUUGCACAGCCUUUCCAAGUGUAUGUCACGCAUUGUGAUACAGUUACCGUAGAGCACCGUCGCGUUUCAUCUCGACCUAUAGAACGGUUGCCAAGUAGCCUUCAGAACAGGUGUAAACAUUUUAGUUUUUCUCGGGCGAACGGAGGCAAGCACCAAGCAAGCGCAAGUCGCGUUAAGAGAGGAGCGAAAAAAAAAUUCAUUUUUUUUCACCCUUCUCUCCUCGGGCGUAACUUGCAUUCUGCGCUCGCUUUGUGCUUGCCUCCGCAACUACUCGACAACUACAUGUACUCGGCGAGUAGCCGUGUACAUGUAGUUGGGGUACAAUGGCCCCCUAGUUUUAUAGCAGGGUAAGAAACAAAUCAAAACAGAAAACCUGCUAACUGUGUAUAAAGUAUUUCACAGUUCCACGCAGGAAGAACCUAAGUUAAUCCUUGGGUAGUAAAAUCAUGAUUUCAUGAUCUGACGUCAAUCAACUUCAGGUAAAAUAGCUAGUCAAGUGCAAUUUAGUGUUUAAAUCAAAUUCUUGUGUUUACUUUCUUGUAGAAGUUUGAUUCCAUCUACUGCCAAGCCUCUGGGUGAGUUAGAAUGUAAUUCAAAGUUGAAACAAUGUUUGAGAGCUGUUUGACCCGAUGUCACUUGUGUGGAGAGACAGUCAUAUCUCUUCUGACUUGUUUUUAGACAACGAUUGUGGGAAAAAAUUGAGCACUACUUCAUAGUCAGGAAAAAACAAAGGUUUCCAUGAGGGCCGGUUAUCGACAAUCUAUCACAGCCUAGAAGUCUCUUUUAGCAAUGUCCGUGAAGCUUGCGAGGUGGCUCUUGUGGUUUGGUUUUUCCUUCAGGCCUCUUUUCCGGGCACAGCGCCUCUUACACAGUCGGAAAUCGCUUAUAGAAAAAGUCACUGAAACCCUUGAGUAAAAAACCUUUAGUUAUGUGCACUUACAUUUGAAAGGAGAUUUGCGUAGGGACCUGGGGACCGCACUCAUUUAGGCCUGAGCCUGAUAAGUGCGACUUGGACGCCAUGUUAUGCUUUACUCUGUCGAUUAUGGAGGCUUCGUAACUCUUGAACAUCAGAUAUUGAAAGAGAUGGAAGGUGGACGUAUCUACAAACGUUAUUCUUCGUCUGUUGCAGGUCUUCACAAGCGAUACUCUCAUAUUCGUCAGACGAUUUGCUGAUAAGAAGACUUUCAUGGAUACAUGAAGAAGACAACCGUGAGGAAGACUCCUCUUCUUUUAGUGGACUAGGUAUGUAUCAAUAAGCUGGCAUGUUUGGCUUAAGGUAAUUCCCCAGUAUUGCACUGCGCAUUCUGUACUACGCAUUAAAAUCACGUAAUCCGACGAAUAAGCGUGCGCACAUUCUGAGAACACGGUAUUGUCUUUAAACAAUGGACCAAGUAAAGAGGUACGAUGGUCUUUAGCUCGUGAACGAGCACGGUGACCUUUAUUUUUCAUUGCAUAAUUUUGGUGUACAAAUUAUCUCCUUCAACUUAAAGAAAUUAAAAAAUACAUGGAAGGGCAAAAAGUAUGGCCAAAGGCGAGGCUGGACACUCAAGUAUUCAAAUUUUGAACCUGGAAGGAACGCCUCGAGGAGCGUUUUGAGUCGAUGUCGUUAAAAAUUGCGUUUCCCACAAAUUAAGUAUCAAAUUGUUCCAUAUGCUGAAGACUUCAACCGAUAAAUUUUUUAUCAAGGGUUACUAUAAAAACCCUGGCUUCCAGUACACGCAUAAAAAAGAUAAUAACAGACCUCUGUCAUGGAGGAAAGUUAUACCAAAGGUAAACUCCUCUAAAAGUGAAAUCUCGGGUUUUUUUUUUUCAGUUAAAAAAAAAAAAUUAGAUAGCAUAACGACCUCUUGACAGUACCGCAAUCGUUUUUUUUUUCUCUUUUAUUACUUAGACUUGUUUUCCCCUCAACUCGUACAACCUACAAGAAAUAGACCACCUCCCCUUAGAAUACGCCGUCCAGCAAAACAAGUAACAGCAACCACAAGCACGGAAGAAAUUACGACACAAUUUAGUGGCUUAGAAGCUCGUGAGACAGCUGAUCUAGGAAAGAAGCCGCUAACGAAUAGUAACACCAACUGCCAGUGA
Molecule: messenger RNA, 4758 nt
Organism: Pocillopora meandrina
Lineage: Eukaryota; Metazoa; Cnidaria; Anthozoa; Scleractinia; Pocilloporidae
Source: the annotation of a GenBank genome assembly